This is a messenger RNA of Serinus canaria (Common canary), 2692 nucleotides long. Its product is annotated as transmembrane 4 L6 family member 1-like. The transcript has 6 exons. The coding region runs from base 141 to 731 and encodes 196 amino acids. Gene Ontology annotation, cellular component: membrane. Lineage: Eukaryota; Metazoa; Chordata; Aves; Passeriformes; Fringillidae. The record is from RefSeq and is a predicted model, not a curated record.
GUUUAAUAGAGGCUGUCACCCAAAAACAUCGCUGUGCCUUGCUCGGAUGGUCACACUCCAGGAGAGAGGAGCUGGAAAGCCUGAAGCCGGCUGUGGGGAACUCUGGAGGCCAUCUUAGCCCUGCUUAGAAGAGAGCUGCCAUGUGCACGGGGAAGUGUUCAAAGUGCAUUGGGAUCACCCUCUUCCCACUGGCAGUAUGUGCCAUUGUCUCCAACAUUCUUCUGUACUUCCCCAAUGGACAAGUACUGCAGCUCAGCGAGAUAACUGAUUUGGUCUGGUUUUUCCACGGCAUUCUGGGAGCUGGGAUACUGGUUAUUUUGCCAUCAUUCAUGAUGCUGGGAGCAGGUGGAGCAGGAUGUUGCGCCAACAGAUGUGGGAUGCUGCUGUCAGUGAUCCUGUCUGUGAUGGGAUUCGCAGGAGGAGCAUAUUGUGUGGUCAUCUCUUUGUUGGGGCUGAUUGGGGGUCCUCUGUGUGACACAGGUGAUGGAGAAUACCUCUACCCUUUCAGGAAUGACACUCUGGAAGACAAUUAUUUGUUUAACCAGACAACGUGGAGUAUUUGCAAACAACCUGAAAACAUCAUCCUUUGGAAUAUUGUCCUUUUCUCUAUUCUCCUGGUCAUUGGUGUGAUUGAAGCUAUUCUUUGUUUCAUUCAAGUCAUCAAUGGACUCACUGGAUUCAUAUGUGGCACAUGUAUGAGGAGAAGAAAGACAAAUAUUUCUGGAAUGUGAAUGACCUACAAAGAAUGCCAAGACAAGCCCCAAAAUGCUGAUUCACAUACAAUAAGGAUAGUGCACUGUACUGUUUUAUUUAUGGGGGACAACAAAAAAAAAAAGUUCAGGUGUUUCACAGGGCAAAAUUAUUUUUUUACAAUGAAGUCAGAGUGGAAAAGGGCUAGAUCAUUUCAGUCUGAGACUCCACAUUUUCAUCUCUCUAAACAUACCUGCUAAACCUCAGGUACUGGCAAAAAACAUUAACCUGUCUGGCCCUUACUGCUGUACUUGUGUAUAAAGCACAACAGUCCUCAGAUAAAAGGCCAUCACUUGCCCUCUCAUGUAUGUGGGAAAUGGAGCUAUUGUUAAUGUAUACCUUUAUCAGCUGCAUGAAGCAGAUGCUCUCUGGCUGAUGUAAAUAAUGUCCUGUGCUCCCCAAAUCUGACUAUGAGCUCACCUGUCUGUUCCUAUUAAUUUUCAAAUGGGGCAGUCACAGGUUUGAAUGAGGAUGGGCAGAGAAUAUAUGGAGCAGUGUUUGAGACCCUGCAGAGGAACUGAAGAACAUGGUUUUCAGCCUCUUUCUGCCAGCCUGGAGCCAGAUCCCCUUGCCAAAGCCCAGGGCACUUCUAAAUUGGAUCUUCAGGAACAUCUGAGAGUUGUGGCAGCCUUAGAGGAGCAUUUGAGUCAACACAGGCAAUAGGGUUUGCAGCGAGAGCUUAGAAAUGUCUGGUUUCACAAAAGAGUGAAGAACCUCACCACCAAUUUUGCCUUCAUGAAACUGCUUAAGAAUUUCACUAACAUCCACACAGGUCUGUAGGGCUGCUCUAGAAUAGAGCACAUGGAUGAAGGAAUUAAUUCACCAAAGAGAAAUGUUGUAAUUAUGUGCAGCUUAGUAAUAAAUAGAAGAUAUAAUCUGAAGGCAGCAAGUUGCAUCAGCUUUAGUUUUUUAGCCACAGUAAUACCAACCUGGAACUGCAUAAUUCCCCAUCAUCACUCAAGAGUAAGCCCUUGAUCUUGAGCUAAUGCCCGUGACUGGAAGUUUCAGAAAACUCAUCAUUUCAGUGACUUCCUCAAAGGUUAAUUCUUGGACAUGAACUGUCAGUCAAACCAUGAAAUAAUCUUUACCCAUCCUGAAUGCAAGUAGGCAGCUAUGAAAACCUGAAUACCUUUAAAGCACUUGGAGCCUAUUUUUCCUGAUUUAUGUUUUCUCAAAGUUGUUUGUAUUUCUGCACUGUAGUAUGGGAACAAGCCCUUAAAAUACACUUACUGCAGACAUAUGUGGCUGCUUGUGCUGUCCUUUAAUGCAACGUGCAAAAUGCUUCACAUUCUCCUAUGUAUAAAAUGGAGAAGAAAAGGCCAGUUUCCUAGAUGAGAAGCAUAUGCACCUUGGAGCAUAGUUUCACCCCUAGAAGGAGGAAAUUUAACCUGUGAAAUUUAAAUGCAACUUCUGUAAAGAAGAAAGCGUAAGACUCGUUGAAGUUUGCAGUCCAUCCCUAGGUGCACCCAAACCUGCCAGGUGGCUUAAAAAGCUCAUGUUCUUUGCCAGCAGUGAAGCAUGGACAGCACAACCAGAUACAGCAGACAGCAAACCAGGAAAAGAGUGAAAGAGGCAGUGGGAAAGAAAGAUGUUUGCAUGUAGUCAGGUGGAGAGAGGUUCCUUCAUCAGCACAGGGGCUCUAUGAACUCUUCACAGUCCUUAAAUACCUGCCUUUCCUCAUCCCUUGGUUUUGACUCCCUUACUCUCAGCUCUGGGAUAAAGCCAGCCUUGGCUGUGCUAGCACCAGGAGAGGAAGAGAUACCCACUGGCACACCUCCAGCACAGAAAAAUAAAUGCACUGUGCUGCUGCCAUCUGCUUGUUCCAGGCUGUCCUGCCCUGGGGAUGUCUGUGUGCUCCUGGGAAUACCCUCUGUCCUGCCAACUGUGUGACCACUGGCCUCACUGAUAUAUGUAAAUAUUAAAUGUUGUUAUUCUGAACUUA